AGGUCAGGUCCCUUCCUGCUGAUACGCCGCUGCUUGCCGAAGCGCAUUGAAAGAACCCCGCCAUCCGGAGCAGUUGUGGGCAGGUGCAUGUAGCGGUACUCUCGGUGCAGCAGAAUUCUGGUCAGCUCUAUUGCGCCCGAUGUAGAAGGUCCAGUCCGGCGUCAUGCCCCGCACCUCGUUGUUUAGAGGCCUUGCCCUCCCUCAGACUGCUCGAAAGUUUGUUCCUACAACUCUCAAACCUCUCCCGUGUUGGCAAACCAUCUCACAAUCUCGCCGUCACUACCUUACUCCAGCUAUCAAAGCACACCAAGCUCGAAAAACCAAGAUGGCUCCUCAACUCGACGGCUACUUCAAGCAGGUCGAUGCCGACACCGACCACUUCAUCGAACGUCUCCGGAAGGCUGUUGCGAUCCCCUCCAUCUCAGCUGAUGUUGAGCGCCGUCCCGAUGUAGUCAAGAUGGGCGAGUGGCUCGCUGCUGAGCUGAAGGGCCUCGGUGCCUCUGUCGAGCUUCGAGAGCUCGGCGAGCAGCCUGACAUCCCUGGCUUGCAGCUGCCCCCCGUUGUAUUGGGAAGAUAUGGAAGCGACAAGAACAAGAGAACUAUCCUGGUCUACGGCCACUACGAUGUUCAGCCUGCUGAGAAGACUGAUGGCUGGGCGACCGAGCCUUUCGAGCUCUCCGUCGAUAAUAAGGGCAGAAUGUUCGGCCGUGGUUCCACAGACGACAAGGGACCCGUCCUCGGCUGGUUGAACGCCAUUGAAGCUCACCAAAAGGCCAACAUCGACUUCCCCGUCAACCUCCUCAUGUGCUUUGAGGGUAUGGAGGAGUACGGGUCCGAGGGUCUCGACGACCUUAUCAACGCCGAGGCCAAGAAAUUCUUCGCUGACGCCGACGCUGUUUGCAUUUCCGACAACUACUGGCUCGGAACCGAGAAGCCCUGCUUGACCUACGGUCUCCGUGGCUGCAACUACUACUCUGUCGAGAUCAAGGGCCCUGGCGCUGACCUGCACAGCGGUGUUUUUGGCGGCACUGCCCAAGAGCCCAUGACUGACUUGGUCCGCGUUCUCGGCUCUUUGGUCGACACCGACGGCAAGAUCCAGAUUCCUGGCAUCAUGGAGCAGGUUGCUCCUGUCACCAAGGAGGAGGAGACUCUAUACGAUGGCAUUGCCUUCACCAUGGAAACUCUUCACGAGUCUCUGGGCAGCACGACCACCAUCUACGAAGAUAAAAAGUCCACCCUCAUGGGAAGAUGGCGCUACCCCUCCCUCUCUGUACACGGUGUCGAGGGUGCCUUCUCUGCCCCUGGUGCGAAGACUGUCAUCCCGGCCAAGGUCACUGGCAAGUUCUCUAUCCGUACCGUGCCCAAUAUGGAGGAGGAGGCAACCAACGAGGCUGUCUACAAGUACAUCAACGAGCAAUUUGCGAAGCUCAAGAGCAAGAACUCCAUGAAGGUUUGGGCUCAGCACACCGGCAAGUGGUGGGUUGCGUCGCCCAAGCACUGGAACUUCUCGGCUGCCGCCAAGGCCACCGAGCGCGUCUGGGGCGUACAGCCUGACUUCACUCGUGAGGGUGGAAGUAUCCCUGUCACCCUGACCUUCGAGCAGGCCACCGGCAAGAACGUUCUUCUUCUGCCCAUGGGUAGCUCCACCGACGGUGCUCACUCCAUCAACGAGAAGCUGGACAAGCGCAACUACAUCGAGGGCAUCAAGCUCCUUGGUGCUUACCUGCACUACGUCGCUGAGGAGCCCACCGCAUAAUUGGACUGUGGAUUUGGUGAGGUCGCUAUGUCAGAGGGCAGCUAGGAACCGCGCUACCUACGAAAGCAUGCAGUCAGGUGCCCCGCCUUGCUGUGUAGCCACGGCGAGUCAAGCUCGGCUUACAGGCCGGCUGCUGAUGGCAUAUCAUACAUGCUGAGAGCGCUGCAAUUGGCUGUUAGCCAGAUGGAGAUUCAUAGCACAAAAUGCUCAUGGUUUUCGCUGCAGGAUUCAGAUCACAAUUCACGUAAUUCAAAUACCCAAACAUAUUC
Colletotrichum godetiae is the source of this 2025-nucleotide messenger RNA. RefSeq names its product peptidase family M20/M25/M40. Lineage: Eukaryota; Fungi; Ascomycota; Sordariomycetes; Glomerellales; Glomerellaceae. Gene Ontology annotation, biological process: proteolysis. The record is from RefSeq and is a predicted model, not a curated record. Gene Ontology annotation, molecular function: metallodipeptidase activity. The transcript is spliced from 2 exons. The coding region runs from base 164 to 1756 and encodes 530 amino acids.